GGGUGAACCUGUUGAGGCUUCCCUCCUCAUCUUUCUCAUUAAUCUCAUUGCAUUUCGAGCUGCAAGUUGCUGCUGACGACUCCUGCAGACUUCACAACAGCUGGCAGUCCUGACAGAAUGUCUCACAACAUGGCCAAGAUCGCGGAUGCUCGAAAGACGGUGGAGCAAUUAAAGCUGGAGGUCAACAUAGAGAGGAUGAUGGUAUCCAAAGCAGCUGCCGACCUGAUGGCCUAUUGUGAAGCUCAUGCCAAAGACGAUCCUCUGGUGGCCCCUGUACCCUCCUCAGAGAACCCCUUCAGAGAAAAGAAGUUAUUCUGUGAGAUACUUUAAACUCUGUGUCAUGUGUUGUCUGUGUGUUUUGUUCCUGUAGCUCGCUCAUAUGUUGAAGAUGAUGGUACGGCAAUAAAUACUUUUUUCCUGCAAAAUGAGUACAAAGUUCAUUGAAAUUGGAGAACCGACCAGGUGCUUUAAGUGUGUUGACAUGAGUUUAUACAUUAACUCAAUACUGAUUGUCUUGCUCUUUCCUAACCAACACUCUGGCUCAUUGUUGUCAUAUUUAGACAGGUGUUGACACAACAAGAGUACAUGAUUAAUUAUGAUUAUUAUGUUUGUAUAAAAAAAGCAUGUAGUUCUUAAGUUCCUAUAGUGUGCUUUACAGGGGCAUAUUUGCAAUAUAUACAGAGAUUGAUAUGCUAUGCUAUAAUGUAUUAUCAACCACUUAAAGUCUUCAAUUUAUUUAUUUUACCCAUUGACAAACUUCAAUAUUUUUAGUUUUCUCGCAAAAGAUUAGUUAUUUACUGGACUAGUAUUUUAAUAUGAUAUACAUUAUAUAGGCCCUGUGAGGAGGUGGCGACUUGUCCAGGGUGUACCCCGCCUUGCGCCCAGAGGCAGCUGAGAUAAGCUGCAGCACCUGCCUCGACGACCCCUAAAGGGACAAGUGGUAGAAUAAUGGAUGGAUGGAUGGAUACAUGAUAUAAAAUAGGUAGUUUAACAAAACAAUAUUGUAGUAUUUUUAGUACAGCUUUUUAAAUGUAUGCGUUAAUUAGGUGACCAUAUAAAUUAUAGGUUAUGAGCAUGCAUUCUGAAAACUGAACACCGUAGCUGUGUGUUCUAAUGUGGUCUACUUCCAUUUCGAAUAAUUUUAAUAUAGGUAAUUUAUGCAUUGUGUCUUGGACAUUUAAUGAAUUUUAAGUGUUUACACACAAGGCCCUUUAUGACUUAUACUUUCCAGCAUAUGCAUUGUUAUCAAUGAACAGUUUACGAGUGAUGUUUUUGUUAAUAUAUGUUGCUGUUUCUAUGUGAAUAUAUGUUGCUUUAUAAACUGUUAUUUACUGCUUUUUAGGUGUUGUAUGUUUUUCCCAGGUAAAUUAGACUU
Molecule: messenger RNA, 1375 nt
Organism: Nerophis lumbriciformis (worm pipefish)
Lineage: Eukaryota; Metazoa; Chordata; Actinopteri; Syngnathiformes; Syngnathidae
Gene: gng8
Product: guanine nucleotide binding protein (G protein), gamma 8
Biological process (GO): G protein-coupled receptor signaling pathway
Cellular component (GO): heterotrimeric G-protein complex
Molecular function (GO): G-protein beta-subunit binding
Source: RefSeq, a predicted model, not a curated record